This is a messenger RNA of Chelonoidis abingdonii (Abingdon island giant tortoise), 591 nucleotides long. NCBI's taxonomy places the organism in Eukaryota, Metazoa, Chordata, Testudines, Testudinidae. The record is from RefSeq and is a predicted model, not a curated record.
AACCGGGGCCGCGGAGGGCGGGGGCCGGGCAGGGCCAUGGCGGAGGCGACGGCGACUGCGACAGCGGCGGCCGGUGGGAGGGCAGCCGGCGCCACCGUGACCGAGACCGUCACCAUCGAGCCGGAGAACCGCAGCCUGACCAUCAAGCUGAGGAAGCGAAAGCCAGAUAAGAAGGUGGAGUGGUCGAGCGACACGGUGGACAACGAGCACUUGGGCCGUAGGUCAUCCAAAUGCUGGCUGCAUCUACGAGAAGCCUACGCCUCGGCGAGAGCUCCACUAAGAGCGAGAGAUGAGACGAGGGCUGCGCAAUGGCACUGCCAUCCGGGCCCACAGGAAUGGAGCCAUGGGGCCGAGGGGGUGGUGGCUCUGGCGAGGCAGGGGCAGCCCCGCAAGCUGACCGCCUGGCAGACCACUCUGAUGCCAUGCAGCACUGAGCCGCCCCACUCCGCCGACGACCCUGGACUGGGCGUGUGCAUCUGUCCGUGGGAAAGCCUCGGCCUCGAGUGCUGUCGUCCGUCCGUCCGUACCGCCCCGUCCCCGCGUGAAAGCACCAAGCGACGGCCGGCUGCGUCUCUUGUACUUCUCCAUUAA